AUGUAUAAAUAUUUGUUUAUUUGCGUCAUAUUGAUUACGCUAAAUGCAUUAGAUAAUGGAUUAGGCAGAAAACCUCCUAUGGGGUGGAAUCCAUGGAAUAAAUAUGGCUGCAACAUCAACGAAGAAAUUAUCAGACAAACCGCUGAUGCUUUGGUUUCAACUGGAUUGGCAGCUGCAGGAUACAUUUACUUAAAUUUAGAUGAUUGCUGGUAAUCAGCCAGAGAUCCUGCUACCAAAAAGAUAAUUGCAGAUCCAGUCAAAUUCCCCUCAGGAAUUCCAUCAUUGGUCUAAUAUGUACAUUCAAAAGGAUUGAAGUUUGGAUUAUAUUCAGAUGCUGUAAGAUUUUAUUAAUAUCAAACAGGGUAUGUAAACCUGCGAGGGCAAACCAGGUUCAUUAGGAUAUGAGGAGAUUGAUGCAUAAACCUAUGCUGAAUGGGACAUUGAUUACUUGAAAUACGAUAAUUGUCAUACUGAUGGUACUUCUCCAAAGGUAAGGUAUCCUCCAAUGUCUGCUGCUUUAAUGAAAUAGACCAAGAAGAUCUAUUUUUCAAUGUGUGAAUGGGGUUUGGAGAAACCCUGGUUAUGGGCUCCACCAAUUGCAAAUUCAUGGAGAACCACAGGAGAUAUUUCAGAUCAUUGGUAUUCCUUCAUUGGUAAGUAUCAUUCUCUAUGGCUUAGCUAUUUUGGAAGAAUAAGCCAAUUUGGCAUAAUAUGCUGGACCAGGAUAAUGGAAUGACCCAGAUAUGUUAGAAGUAGGUAAUGGGGGGAUGAAAACUCACGAAUAUCAAGCUCAUUUUGCUUUGUGGGCAAUUUUGAAGGCUCCACUCCUUAUUGGUUGUGACAUUACAAACAUGAGUCAAGAUACAAAGAAGAUAUUGAUGAAUCCAGAGGUUAUUGCUGUUAAUUAAGUAAUACUAAUAAAUAAUUUUUAAGGAUAGUUUGGGUAUCUAAGCUACUAGAGUGAAGAAGGUGUUGACAAGUGAAGUCUGGGCUGCUGAAGUUGCUGACAAUGGUGCUGGAGUAGUUGCAGUUCUCUUUAAUCAAGCAUCAUUAUAAGAAUCAAUAACUAUUGAAUUUGAUAAGUUGGGAAUAAGUGGAAACUAGAAUGUCAGAGAUCUCAUUAAUUAAGUUGAAUUAGGAGUAGCAACUGCCAGUUAUACUGCUCAAGUUCCAGCUCGUUCAGUCGUUAUGGUCAAGUUUAGAAAUGCCCGUUCUGAAUAAUGA
Paramecium octaurelia is the source of this 1224-nucleotide messenger RNA. The record is from the annotation of a GenBank genome assembly. NCBI's taxonomy places the organism in Eukaryota, Ciliophora, Oligohymenophorea, Peniculida, Parameciidae.